CCGGGACAAUAGAGACACCCUCCCGGACUCCUCUCCCGGGCCGUCCGGGGCUGUCGGCGGGUGGGGUAGAAGAGGGGCCGGGACGCGUCCCACUUGCCCACUCUCUAGGGGUCGGUCUGUCCCGGACCGGCGCCGGCCUCCGGCGGCUCGACUCUCCUCCCCCCAGUCGGUAUGAUGCAGCAGCAGUGCCGCAGGGACGGGGGAAGAGCCGAGGCCCGGCCUCCUACCCUCCCCAGUGCCCCUGGCUCAUUUGUCAGUCCCCACCUCACUCUAGGCCGGCUGCUCCUUAAACUCGUACCCACCGUUCAGAGGGGCCCCGGACUGUGGGCACUGUUUCUAAAUCCUUUGGUGGGGAUUCCUGGACUUUGGAGCUCUUGGAGAGACUUCCGGGCAGCCGUGUUGCCGCCCGCUGUGCUAUGAGCAGUCAGAGCGCCGUCUCCACAAGAGUUUACAAAUGAAAAUGGAGGAAAUGUCUUUGUCUGGCCUGGAUAACAGCAAACUAGAGGCCAUCGCUCAGGAGAUAUACGCUGACCUGGUCGAGGAUUCUUGUUUGGGAUUCUGCUUUGAGGUACACCGGGCUGUCAAGUGUGGCUACUUCUUCCUGGACGACACGGAUCCUGAUAGCAUGAAGGAUUUUGAGAUCGUGGACCAGCCGGGGUUGGACAUCUUUGGACAGGUUUUCAACCAGUGGAAGAGCAAGGAGUGUGUUUGCCCCAAUUGCAGUCGCAGCAUUGCCGCUUCCCGUUUUGCUCCCCAUCUGGAGAAGUGCCUAGGAAUGGGUCGGAACAGCAGCCGAAUCGCCAACCGCCGGAUUGCCAAUAGCAACAGUAUGAACAAGUCUGAGAGUGACCAAGAAGAUAAUGACGACAUCAAUGACAACGACUGGUCCUAUGGCUCAGAGAAGAAAGAUUGGGAACUUAAAGUGACCCUGCCCUUUAUCCUUUUGUCCUACACAGCCAAGAAGAGAAAAUCAGACAAGCUAUGGUAUCUCCCAUUCCAGAACCCCAAUUCCCCUCGAAGAUCCAAGUCUUUAAAACACAAAAAUGGGGAACUUAGCAAUUCGGAUCCUUUUAAGUAUAACAGCUCAACUGGGAUCAGCUAUGAGACCCUGGGACCUGAGGAGCUGCGUAGCCUGCUCACCACGCGAUGUGGGGUGAUUUCUGAACACACCAAGAAGAUGUGCACAAGGUCCCUGCGCUGCCCCCAGCACACGGAUGAGCAGCGGCGAGCCGUGCGGAUUUACUUCCUCGGACCCUCCGCCGUCCUGCCAGAGGUUGAGAGUUCCCUGGAUAAUGACAGCUUUGACAUGACUGACAGCCAGACCCUGAUCAGCCGGCUUCAGUGGGAUGGCUCCUCUGAUCUCUCACCCUCUGAUUCAGGCUCCUCCAAGACGAGUGAGAAUCAGGGAUGGGGUCUAGGUACCAACAGCUCCGAGUCACGGAAAACCAAGAAAAAGAAAUCCCAUCUGAGCCUGGUAGGGACUGCCUCCGGCCUGGGCUCUAACAAGAAGAAAAAGCCAAAGCCACCGGCACCCCCUACGCCCAGCAUCUAUGAUGACAUCAACUGACUUGGGUGCAAGGGAUAGCCUUUGGCUAAGCAGAGCCCUCUCUCCCGACCCCCACCCAGGUGGCAUAGCCUGGCAAAUGGACGGCUGCUGGGGGCCUGGGCUUGGGAAGCUUGGUGGGCCAGGCAGGCAGAGGAUCCAAUUAUGUGCCCCUGGGGGGUGUCAGGGUCCUCUGCGAUGGAGUACAACCCCUUGGCAUGCAGGACUCAGACCUGGACAUGUUAUGCCUUGGACAUAAGUUUGGUGGGGAGGCGGUUUUCAUAUUUAUUCUGUGAGUUACUGGAUGUCCAGCUAGGCCAGGGGCCUGACCUGGGCACUCUGCCAGGGCACUGCCUGCCCCCCACCCCAGGAACUGGACUAAGCCCUGCCAAGGAGCAUCGUGGCUACCUGGGAGGCUAUGGGUUCGAAGCUGAGCCUGGAGGGGCCCUCCCCCAGCUGCCCUCAGCAAUGUGAAUGGGUCCGGUGCUUGGAGCUGAGGGGCAGGGCUGGGUGUGUCCUGUCUGUGUGCAGAAUCCUAUCAAAUGCCCCAAAUCCCAGGGGUAGGCAGGCACAGUGAGCUGUCUGCUGAGGUAGGCGUCCAGAACUGCCGCCGCCUUCCCUGCCCCUCAGAGGGGCAGCCCUUUUCCCUCAGUCCCCAUGGGCCUCCUCAGCAGCAGGAGCUGUCCUUUUGUUGUUGGGUGCCAGGAAAGGGCCUCCAGCCUCUACAGCUUCAAAGAAUGGGCACGGGGGAGGGUAGGAAAAGGGAGCUGUGUAUCAAAAAGACUCCCCCUACCUUUUCUCCCUGACCCAGGGCUGGUGAGGAGUGGGGCCCCAAGGUGUGAGGGAACGGUGCUGCUUUAUUUGAAAUGUUUUCUUACCUCAUUCCCUGCCCCAGGAAGGGGCUCAGCCUCACCCUCCUGGGGUGGCCCCAUGUUCCUCCUGCCUACCCUGCCCCACUGGCCUUCCAGGGCAGCCCAUGUUCCCAACUGCUGCUUGCCACCCCCCUCUUUCACCUUGACCAGCUUCAGUUCUUCUCAAUGCUCCUGCCUCCAAAGCCUGCCCUGUUUCCCCUUCCUUAGCCGCUUUUAAGUUAUUUAUUCUGUACUUGUGGUUUGGGGCUCUGAGGAAAAUCCUGUUUUUUUACCUCUUCCCCUUUGCCUAGGAGUGGGGUGGGAAGGGUAGUCUCUGUGCUCUGGGUUAUCAGUGGAGGGGAAGGGGUAUCAUGUCUAGGCAUUGCCCCUCUGUGGACUGCCAUGCCAGUGUGCCCACCUGCCUGGUCUACAUCCUGAAGAGAUGUACCGUCCCACCUCCAUACGGGCACUAUCACUCCCAGGAGCUGAGCUGGAGGAAUGCAGUCUGGGCUGGGAGUAGAGCUGACUGACACGGGUGGAGUUGACCCUAAGCCAAGUUCUCUGGCAUUUGCUGGAUGUGUCCCCUGCCCUCCUCCCAGGAGGAGUUAUCCCACAUUGGGUAGCUAGUACCCAGGACUUGUUGGACUGAUUUGGGUUAGGGAUCCUAGAGGGUUAAGGGAGCAACAUAGAUGGGGUUGUAGUACCCUGUCUGGAACCCCAACCUCCCCCUGGGGUGGUUCUACUUAUGAGUGAUGCCUGGUUACAAAUUGGUUUUUAACCCAAGAAUUGUGAUUAUUUUUUAAAAAGCCAAACAAAUUUUGUCAGGAGUUAGAAUAAAUCCUGGGGCCUGGGCUCCUCUGUUCUUGACCCACAGUCUUCUCCCUCUAAGGGGAAGCCAGAGGUAAAGGAGGAUUUCAGCCAGCCUCCAGCCUGCUUCCAAAUGACGUCCUGGAAGUAGGUUGAAGGUGAAGGGAGGAGGGCCAGGGGCCAUUCUCCCUUCUGAGAGGCAGCUGUGUAGUUCAGGCCCUAAUGUACCCUUUUCCCUCUGGCCUCUCCCAUUCCCCCCUUCUGGUUGGAGGAGGGAGAAGUGGGAAGUAGUUUGGGAACUGGUUUGUCCACAUCCACUUCCCCAUUGUUCCUUAGCCGGCCCUCAGGGCAGAGCCCCCUGCCCAAGCUGGGUAAGAGAUGGGCUUGGUCCAACAGGGACCCUGAGAGAACAAAUCCCUUUCCUUCCCAGGAGAGUAUGCCCCCUACCAUGUAGUUGAACAGGGGCUAAGAGCUCCCCACUUCCCUCCCUCUAACAGCAGGCUGUGUGGGUUUCAAUUCCCAUCCUUCCCACCCUGGCUAGGUGUCGUCCACCCUGUACCCUAUCAUGUGUCUGAGUGUGUGUGGGGGGGUUCUGUACUAAUUUCCAUGGCCGGUGGCUUUUCCUUCCAUGCAUCACUCCCCCCCGCAUGCCCAGGGGCCACCCGCCUGGCAUUACCGCAUGCUGGGGUCAUUGGGGGAGGGGGGUGGGGGCUCACGCUGUCCUGUGGUCUUGAGAUUUUUAUUUUUGCAUAUGUAAUCCAUCUUGUACAGGUAGCUAACUUUGUAAACGCUGUGUAUUUCCCCUGCCCCCAUGGCUGCUGGUGUAAAUAAACUGCAUCUCCCGUUGGUA
This is a messenger RNA of Miniopterus natalensis, 4051 nucleotides long. It is a transcript of the gene ATXN7L3, whose product is annotated as ataxin 7 like 3. NCBI's taxonomy places the organism in Eukaryota, Metazoa, Chordata, Mammalia, Chiroptera, Miniopteridae. Gene Ontology annotation, cellular component: DUBm complex; SAGA complex. Gene Ontology annotation, biological process: regulation of transcription by RNA polymerase II; positive regulation of DNA-templated transcription. Gene Ontology annotation, molecular function: transcription coactivator activity. The record is from RefSeq and is a predicted model, not a curated record.